This is a messenger RNA of Physeter macrocephalus (sperm whale), 3300 nucleotides long. RefSeq names its product membrane-bound transcription factor site-2 protease. Gene Ontology annotation, cellular component: transcription regulator complex; chromatin; cytoplasm. Gene Ontology annotation, molecular function: DNA-binding transcription factor activity, RNA polymerase II-specific; RNA polymerase II cis-regulatory region sequence-specific DNA binding; protein binding. The coding region runs from base 105 to 1697 and encodes 530 amino acids. The transcript has 12 exons. Lineage: Eukaryota; Metazoa; Chordata; Mammalia; Artiodactyla; Physeteridae. The record is from RefSeq and is a predicted model, not a curated record. Gene Ontology annotation, biological process: regulation of transcription by RNA polymerase II; regulation of response to endoplasmic reticulum stress; membrane protein intracellular domain proteolysis.
UUCCUGCGCAGAUGCUGGGGCUGUAGGCGCCGCGCGGCCGGCUGGUUGCGGCUCGCAGGGAAGACGCCGGCGCUCGCCUUCCCUCCGCUGCCUCCGCCGCUGCCAUGAUUCCGGUAUCGCUGGUGGUGGUGGUGGUGGGCGGCUGGACUGCCGUCUACCUGACCGACUUGGUGUUGAAGUCAUCUGUGUAUUUUAAGCAUUCUUAUGAAGACUGGCUGGAAAACAACGGAUUGAGCAUCUCCCCUUUUCACAUAAGAUGGCAGACUGCUGUUUUCAAUCGUGCCUUUUACAGUUGGGGACGGCGGAAAGCAAGGAUGCUUUACCAGUGGUUCAAUUUUGGAAUGGUGUUUGGUGUAAUUGCCAUGUUCAGCUCUUUUUUUCUUCUGGGGAAAACACUGAUGCAGACUUUAGGCCAAAUGAUGGCUGACUCUCCCUCUUCUUAUUCUCCCUCCUCUUCUUCCUCUUCUUCCUCUUCUUCCUCCUCUUCCUCCUCUUCCUCUUCUUCCUCCUCCUCUUCAUCCUCUUCCUCUUCCUCACUUCACAAUGAACAAGUGCUACAAGUUGUGGUUCCUGGCAUAAAUUUACCCGUCAACCAACUGACCUAUUUCUUCGCUGCAGUCCUCAUUAGUGGUGUUGUACAUGAAAUUGGACAUGGGAUAGCAGCUAUUAGGGAACAAGUUCGAUUUAAUGGCUUUGGGAUUUUUCUCUUCAUUAUUUAUCCUGGAGCAUUUGUUGAUCUGUUCACCACUCAUUUGCAACUUAUAUCACCAGUCCAGCAGCUAAGGAUAUUUUGUGCAGGUAUCUGGCAUAAUUUCGUCCUUGCACUCCUGGGUAUUUUAGCUCUUGUUCUCCUUCCUGUAAUUCUCUUGCCGUUUUACUACACUGGAGUCGGGGUGCUUAUCACUGAAGUUGCUGAGGACUCACCUGCCGUUGGACCCAGAGGCCUUUUUGUGGGAGACCUUGUCACCCAUCUACAGGAUUGUCCUGUUACAAAUGUACAAGAUUGGAAUGAAUGUCUAGAUACCAUCGCCUAUGAGCCCCAAAUUGGUUACUGUAUAAGUGCAUCAACUUUACAGCAGUUAAGCUUUCCAGUUAGAGCGUACAAACGGCUAGACGGUUCGACUGAAUGCUGUAACAAUCACAGCCUUACAGAUGUGUGCUUUUCCUAUAGAAAUAAUUUUAAUAAGCGUUUGCAUACAUGUCUACCUGCCCGGAAAGCAGUGGAAGCCACCCAAGUUUGUAGAACCAAUAAAGAUUGUAAAAAAAGCUCAAGUUCAAGUUUCUGUAUAAUACCUUCUUUGGAAACUCAUACUCGCUUAAUAAAAGUGAAACACCCACCUCAAAUCGAUAUGUUGUAUGUAGGACAUCCACUGCACCUUCACUACACAGUGAGCAUCACCAGUUUUAUCCCACGUUUCAACUUUCUAAGCAUAGAUCUGCCUGUGGUUGUGGAGACAUUUGUCAAGUACCUUAUUUCCCUCUCGGGAGCUCUGGCUAUUGUUAAUGCAGUGCCCUGCUUUGCUUUGGAUGGACAAUGGAUUUUAAACUCUUUCCUAGAUGCUACUCUUACCUCAGUGAUUGGAGACAAUGAUGUCAAAGAUCUGAUAGGAUUUUUCAUCUUGCUUGGUGGCAGUAUACUUUUGGCUGCCAAUGUGACCCUGGGACUCUGGAUGGUUACAGCACGCCAACAACUUUAAGUUCUUUAUCCAGAGUAUCCAAACUCUGGGAUGGGGGAUAAACAGAAGAAAUGAAAAGCAUAGUCCCUGAUUACGUUCUAGUUUUAAAGACUGAACCUACAACCGUCAGAUGCUUGUGGAACAAUUUCUAAACAAGUGCAAAUUCAUAGUAAACCAUUUUUGUGUGGCUACGUAUCAUGUUGAAAUAAUGUAAAGGAAAACAGAAUUGGGUAGGAUUAAUUGGGAAAAACUUCUUGAAAAAGCAUCAUUAAUCCAGAUUUGAAGGAGACCAGACUUUGGCCAAGUGGAAAGGUGAGCAUUUUCUUGGUCUAUAUCUCUUGUCCCUUGUCUUGUUUGAAAAGUAUUUUUAAAUUAAAUUGUGUAUUAUUUUGUACUCUGACAACUGAGGUCUGAUUACAAUUAAAUUAAUAAAAUUCUGUGAAAGAAUCUGCUGACAUGAAAGGGAAAAUCUUUGUCAAAUGACGCCAAAUAAAUGAACAAAGAGGAAGUAGGGUCUAUAAUAGGAUGAGACAUGUUUUGCCCCACAAGAGUUGCCUCUUUGAUAAUAUGUCCCUAUACUCUCAUAAAGCAACAUUACCCUUGACAUUCAGAGUGAGCCGCAGAAGUAUCUCCCACCUGCAGUAUGUGAGCUGAGACAUUUAGGGGUGAACCUCAGAACUGAGCCAGGUGGGUCUUGCGGCAGGUCACAAGACAGAUGACAGGACCUUCUGCAGUCCUGGUUACUGUUCUCUACAGAGCUUCAAAGCUUGGAAUCCUUCCGGGGUAGAUAUUUUCUCUUGUGCUGCUGGAGCUAUCUGGGGCCUAGCUCCUAGGUCCCUGUCUUCAAGAAGCAAUUACCUUAAGCCCUGGACCAUACUCUGUCCCCACCAGUGGCUCCGAUGUUUCUCUGUGUGGGGUAAUUAAAUAUGUAGUCCUUGCUUUCCAUCUUUCCCCUAAGCUACCUCUGUGGGUCCACGAAAAAAGACUUGGUAGUAGAGUGAGUAUGGCUGCAUGUGAGUACAAAUGUGGAUUUGCCAGUGCCCGGGAACUGACUCUUGAGCCCGAAAGAGCCUUGCCUAGUUUGAGAUCUUUUGGACUGGAGAUGCAGCCCUGGAAGAUCUGGGAAGUCAAUAGGCCAGUGUGAAGCUUUUGGUAUUAGAAGUAUAUGAGCAAGCUGUUUCUUUGAUGAAAAAUAUUUACUUCUCUCAUAUACUCAAGAACAUGAGUAGUCACGUAUCCAACUUUUUCACUAAUUGAGGUAUUCGUGGGGUUCACCUCUUUCAGAUCACUGAGUUGCUUUUUAGGCACUAAAACUUUUUAACCAUUUUUAAGGAAACUUUAGAUUGUAUUAUAAAUCUGCCUGCCUUCUUAAACAGAAAUUAUAUAUUGAAUAUAAUUUUAACAUUUUUUAAUGACUCAAGGUCAUCAGUUAUUACCAGUACUUAAAACUGUACAAAUUAUUGGUUUAUCCUAGGAAGAAGGCAUUUGUUCUAUUUUUAGGCAGACAGUCUUUCAGGAUUAAAGUAUAUUAGCAGAGUAAUACGCAGACCUGUUCAGGUAGUAAAGUUUGGGGAAUACCGUGAAAUACUUACAUAAUUAAUUCGAUUACAUGAACUAAGCAGUU